Molecule: messenger RNA, 1905 nt
Organism: Meloidogyne enterolobii
Lineage: Eukaryota; Metazoa; Nematoda; Chromadorea; Rhabditida; Meloidogynidae
Source: the annotation of a GenBank genome assembly
AUGAAGGGAACAAUAGUAGUAACUGACCCACAAAAACCUUCAACAAAUCUGUCGCUCUGUCCAGAAGACGUUUACUCUGCAGAUCAGCGCAGCUAUCGUUUUUAUGCUAAUGCUCCGAUUAGUCUGUUCGGCAUUAUCUCUAAUUUGAUGAACAUUGUUGUUUUUAUGGACAUGGAGAUGCGACAACAACUUGUAAACCAUUUCUUACUUGUUUUGUCCAUAUCAGAUCUACUCCUUCUGAUUUGCAAUUUUUUCUUCCUUGUACUUCCUGUAGUUGUUGUAGAGACUGACUCCUUUUUCUGGAAUGACUUUUUCCCAUAUAUCAUACGUUACUCGUAUCCACUUGCAUUGACUGCUCAGACUAGCGGCGUUUAUUUGACAGUUCUCGUUAGUUUUCAUCGCUUUCUGGGUGUGUGUCAUCCUUUCAAGGCAAAGAGAUGGGUCUCGUUGGCACCAGUAGAAAGUGCUAUAGCUGGCUCGAUUCUCUUCAGUUUUGUCAUCAACAUUCCUACAUGGCUGGAACUUGGAGUGGUGCCCUGUUUAUCUUCUCGGUUUAAUCAAAUUUCUCGGUUUAAUUUAUCUAAAAGGAAUACUUCCAUUUAUAAAUAUUUAAGACAGAUCCAACUUGCCCCAUUUCACAACAUAACCUACAUUUUGAUAAAGAAAUGCAUUGCAUAUACUAUUCUAAUGUUUAUAGUACCAUUUGGUGUAUUAAUAACUGUUAAUUGGAAGAUGGUUCAAGCGCUCCGCUUUAGUAGCCGAAUGAGGCAAAGAAGUUAUUCUACGAAUAGACAGACAAGUAAUGAAAAUAUUGUUAAGCAGUUGCAUUUACUUCGAAAAUCACGUAUGCUGAAGCCUUCAUCAGAUCUGUUUAAACCAAAAUUUUCCAACUCAACUCGUGAUCGCUCAAUCACAAUGAUGCUCUUAGCCAUAGUUGCGCUUUUUCUCCUUUGUAACGGACUUGCGUUUCUUAAUUCAAUAAUCGAGUCAAUUAUGCUCUUUGCUAGCGAUGAGAGUAACAAAAACGUCUUACCGGCUCCAAGUUUAAUGGAUCAACCCUUAAAUUCACUAUCUAGCUUAAAUCAAAAUAUGUCAAAUGCAUCUCACGUAACUGAGUCCCCAGAUAUUUAUACGGAAAUUGAAGAGUAUCUGAAUCAGAAAAUGCUAAAGUGGUUUGAAUGCUCAGUUGAGAUCUCAAACAUUUUGAUUACUUUGAAUUCAUCUACAUCUACUCUUGUUUAUAUAAUAUUCAGCUCAAAAUACCGUUUAAUUUUUAAGUCGCUUUUUGGAUUAUCUAAACGGCAAAAGGUAAUACUUUACAUCUCUUAUGUAGCAUCCAACUUCAACUCUGAUAAAGUCUUAGCAAUUAUCAGCGGAAUAUUUUAUAUGAAUGUUAUUAAUUUAAUAUUUUGUUCAUUUCAGUUCAAUCGUGUUGCAUUGACUACAGCGAUGGCCGCAAGAAGAGUUGUAGAGUUAUCUCUUAUUCCAGAGGAAGUUGAAAGUCGAAGUAGAAGAAAGAAUACAACAGCUGUAACUACAGCAGUUACGUCAACUACAGCAUUGAACGAAGGAAGCUUCAAAUCAGCAAAAUAUUCCACAUUUGAAAGGGAGAGAGUUGAUUCUCAGUCUAAGAACUCGACAUUAAAACUAAAUAAUCAGCUGACAUGUGGUUACAAGAGAGCAGCACCAACUUGUAAAAGACCGAUAGUAGCAGCUUUUUCCGUACGUGAAAGUCAAAGUAGUGUCCAGCUAUCGACAUUUACCUCCAUCAAAACUAAUCAACGUGGAACUGAUUAUCACUCAAGGCAGCGUCAUCUUAUAGAGAAAGAUACACCACCCGUCUUGUAUCGUUCUAGCAGAACACUUAGUCGUUCACUUACAAAUUCUGAAUCUAAUUUAAGGUAG